This is a messenger RNA of Drosophila simulans, 4655 nucleotides long. RefSeq names its product rho GTPase-activating protein 15 (gene RhoGAP18B). The transcript has 7 exons. Bases 154 to 4134 code for a protein of 1326 amino acids. Gene Ontology annotation, cellular component: cytoplasm. Gene Ontology annotation, biological process: signal transduction; regulation of GTPase activity. Lineage: Eukaryota; Metazoa; Arthropoda; Insecta; Diptera; Drosophilidae. The record is from RefSeq and is a predicted model, not a curated record.
GGCGGCAUCUUGAGUUCAAUUUCAGUUGAUAUUCUGUUAAAUUCGCGAACGCGUCGCGCCUGCAGCUCCCGAUUUGAUGGAGAGCCCCACCUCAAGCCCAAUUUCCGGCGAUAAGAGAAAGUAGGGAGGCAGAAGAGGAAAGAAAGAAGAGAGAUGCCACAGCAGGCGAAGGACAUCAACGAUAACGUCGGCAUGGAGGCGCACAUCUACGAGAAUCUGCCGGGCCUGACCUCCACCCCCAAAGGUCAACUGAACGCGGAGCUGCGCAAGUAUUUUCCGCGCGAGGCGAUCUACGAGAAUCUUUGUCGGGGUUGCGGCUACGGCGUGUUUGCCGCCCAAGGACGCUACUGCCAUUUCUGCCAGUGCAUCGUGAGCGGGGGCGUGGUGAGUACACCGCCUCCCCCACCGCCACCGCCCCAUUCUCCGAUUUCCGGCGAGAGCAGCAACAUCUAUGAGAACAUCUGCGAUUUGUGCCGCGGCAUUUACAGCGACAACGAGCGGUGCCGGUGUCAAAGGUCAGAGACGCCAGCCAAAGCGCCCGCUUCGUCCACACCACCCACACCGCCGACGCCACCCACCAAGGUCAAGUCGCGGUCGCUCUUGGGCUACUCCAAGUCCAGUGCGGCGACCUUGACCCGUCUCUUCGGCUCUCUUAAGCAGCUGAACCGUUCGUCGUCGCUGCAGCGCAGGAUAUUCCCGAGGACUCCCACGAAUGGCAGUGGCAGCGCUGGCUCCCUGGAGAUCAUCCACAACGUGGACGAGGUGUUCCGCACCCAGGAGACCUUCGACCUCCAGCGCAUUUGCGAACUGAAGCUGGAGCAGCAGCAAUUGAAGGGCAGCCAAAGCGAUCAGCACAUCUACGGCCGCGUAAGAGAGCCAGGCGAAGAGAGCCAGAGCCAGAAGAGAGAGCGCAAGAAGCCGCGCGUCUCUCGCAUUCGCCUGCUGCAGGACGAAAGCACAGCGGAUGCAUCAGCAUCCUCAUCAUUGUAUCUCAACGAGAGCAUCUGCCAGUGGAUGACCUCCCUGAGGCGGCAGGUGCACCACUACGACGAGGGGCCGUGGCAGCAGCCAAAGAGCGUGCCAGCGCGCGAUCCUUCAUCCUCCGCCGAGGAGAGCACGGUGACACUGCGGAGAAGCACGGAGGAGAGUGCAAAGUGUGCGGACGAGCAGGCGAAGUUGGUCAAGGACUUUAAGCGAAAGCUUCAGCUGAAGAGAGCGCAGAACGUGGAGCCGGAAAGAGAGCAACGACGCUGCGCCAUCACGGCCAACUUUGUGAAUGACUAUCUGAGCGCACUGGGCGAAGAGAAAGAGGCAGUGCAACGGCAACAGGUGGCCGCAAUCGAAGAGCACGUCGCAGUCGUGGCAAUCGCAAUUCAGCCCCAAGUCUCUGUAUCUCUCUUGCGCUUGAUGCAGAGCCUCGCUCUUUCGGCCAGCUUGCACGUGUGUGUGCGUGGCUUUCUCACCGCCUAUGACAAAUCGUUCAGCUUGUGGCUGUGGCACCAGCAACAACAACCACCGAUCAACGGUUAUCGGCGAAGGAGAGCGCGUGACUCAGUUGUUGGCGUUGUGGGGGAUUGGCGACGGCGCCUGCCUCUCUUCGCCAUCUCCUCCGCCGACAGCAACGAUCGUUCGCUGGCCUCGGCUUCGGUUUCAGUUUCGCCAGCGAUUUCAGAGAGCGUAGACGUGUGUGCUGCUGCUGCGUCGCGACGUCGCGCGAAUCGAACUACGAAGCGAAGAGGGACACCGAUAGUCAGUGAAGAGGGUGUGUGCGGGGGCGAGAGCUCCACCAGCAGUAACAACACCAAGAAAAACAAUAAUAAUAACAGUAACAACAGCAGCAACAACAACAGCGGUGCUUUGAUGGCAGCGCCUAAGCCAAAUGGCGAGGCAGAGCGCCCCUCAACAACCAGCAACAACAACAACAUCAACUGCAGCAGCAACAACAACAACAACCAUCACACAGUUGACACUGAAAGCGGCAUUACCAACAACAACAACAACAAUAACGAUAGCAACGCCAAUUGCAAUGUCAAUGAACAACAGCAACAACAACAACAGCAGCCAAUCACACAGAAUUGCGUUAUUAAAGUUCGACGACCGGCGCCAAAAGUACCCGUUCGAAAUCCGAACACAUCUUUGAGUAAUCCCCGCCAAACUGAUGAGGAGCUGGCGAAGCCGAACGGAGGGGAAAAGGAUAACCUGAAGGGGAACUCUUUUGCCGCAGAGAAUGCCAGCCUAGAGGAGCAGGAGGAGGAGUCCAUUUACCAACCCAUUUGGCAGUUCAAGACAAUGGAACCCGUCGAUCAGGAGAUAAUUGAAGCCCUUCCCGUCGAGGGCGACGAUGAGGAGGACGAGGACGAGGAAGACGACGUCGUGGAUGACGAGGAGGAGGAUCUGGGGGACUACGACGAGUCCCUGCCAUCCGAUGCUGAUGCGGAUGUGAUGGCUCUCCAGGCGGCGGCGGUCUUUGCUGCCGGAGUGCGCCACAAGUUGUCCACGUCGACGCUGACCAAGCGUUCCAAAAUGAUGAUGCCGACGCCCCUGCCCUCGCCCACCGCCUCCAUGGACCACGGAGCGUGGGAGACGGACAUGGAGUUCAUGUACUCGCGAGAGAGCAAGGAGGAGGCGGAUGAGACGCUAAGCCUGGGCAGUACGGUGACGAACAGCACAGCGACCUUGGGCUCCAUCAGCAGCACUGGCAGCAGCGUCACCGGGCAGCCAAAGGAUACGCCAAAGGAUGUGCCAGCGGAUCAGCAGCCACCCGCCGUGGCGCCUACGAAGCUGGCGGAGAUCGUGCCUCUGGUGCAUCCGAUCCUGAGGAACAUUUGCAUUUUCUACAGCCAAAAAGAUCCGAAGAAGUACAGCGCUAUAUUCUACGACUACCAUCGUUCGCUGGUCCACCAGCGGUUCAUGACCCGCAUCCGCCGCCCGGCACCACCGCCACCCGCCCAGGUGGCCACCUCGAACACCACGAGUGUGGCACCACGCAGCGAUGACAGUGGCUGCAGUUGCGAGGCGGAGGAUUCGGAUCCCCACCAGCACAACCCCACGCCGGCCAUUCCGAAGCCCUUGAAGGAGGAGUGGGAGCGGGCCUUGCUCGCCGCGGGGGCGGUGGCCGGCAAGAGGGGCGUGGCUCCGCGGGCGGGACGCAAGCUGCGCGUCCGCUCCAAUGCGAGGCUGCUGCUCACGGACUCCGUGCUGGCGUGGCGGGAUACGCUGCAGGAUGUACACUGCUGCGAGGACGAGGAGGACAUGAUUGUGCCAGUGACUGACAUUCUGCGGGCGCAGCAGAUCCAGGAGGACAAUGAGGUGCAGCAGACGCAGCAGACCACGAUUCUCCAGCGCUACAAGAGCGUCUCCAUUGGCAACCUGCUCGAUCUGCCCGGCGAGGAUGACAAGAAGUCCAUCAAGAAUCGCAUGCGAAUGAAGUUCGCCGUCAACAGCAAUGUGUUUCGCAUCAACCGUUCCCCGAAGAGCGAGAAGAAGUCGCGUUCACGGCGAGGCCAGGUGAACAGUUUGUACCUGGACGAGCAGAAGUAUCCGCUCUUCGCCGCUCCGCUCAGCGCAUUGGAGCUAAACAUGACCGAUCAUCCGAAUGUUCCACGCUUCGUGGUCGACGUUUGCACCUACAUCGAACAGCCGGAGUGCAUCGAGCAGGACGGACUGUACCGCGCAUCGGGCAACAAGGUUCUGGUGGACGAGCUGCGCAAGAAGCUGACCCACGUGUACGAUCCCCGCUGGCUGAAGACGGACGACAUCCACACGCUGACCAGUCUGCACAAGCAGUUCUUCCGGGAGCUCACCUCUCCGCUCAUCACACAGGAGGCCUACGAGCGCCUGGACAGGAGCCUCAACGACGACGCCGCCAUCGAGCGGAUGAGCUUGGCCUUUGACGACAUGCCGGAGCCGAAUCGCUCCACGCUGCGCUUCCUCAUAAGGCACUUGACCAGAGUUGCCGCUGCCAGCGCUUCGAAUCGCAUGCCGUCCACCAAUUUGGCCAUCGUUUGGGGUCCUUGUCUGCUGAGUGCCAAUCAGAUAAAGCUGGACAUCGGACGCAUGAACAUGCUGGCCAAGGUGCUGAUCGAGAACUAUGAUCGCAUCUUUCAUCCGGACAACGAGCGUCUAGUUUGCUAGAGAUGCAGGCUACCCGCCCUCCGCUGCCACGCCCCCUUCUCCGCACAUCACAAGAUCGAGCAGCAUCGAUAUACAAGUGCCUCAAACAUCAAACAUCACCCCUCUCACCCUAUGUUUAACAUAAGAAUACUUUUUUUUGUUGUCAGCUUUAAAUUUACGUGUUUUUUCGCUAAUUUUAAUGUUCUAAUUACUUUAUUUAUUCAUUGGAAAUGGGAAUUCGCAUCGCCGAGCCCAUCACGAAAAUACUUACCAAAAAGACAGUAGACUAAGUUUAUACUAAAGAUAAUUGGGUGAACCGCAAGAAAACAAAAAAAAAAACGCAAAACUAUAUACAUUGUGGCGGUACAGUGAGCACUGCCUGCGGCCAACCUAACAACAUGACGAAAUAUUAUUUUUUUUACAUCGUAUAUAGGAUGUGAUAUUCGCUGCAAACCGCAAAGCGUGAAUAUAAUUUGUAUUUAUACCUAUAUUAAUGAACCAUAUACAAUAUACGAAUAAAGUCCAAUACAGUAGAUAGGCUA